Manacus vitellinus (golden-collared manakin) is the source of this 2639-nucleotide messenger RNA. It is a transcript of the gene ACSS3, whose product is annotated as acyl-CoA synthetase short chain family member 3. The coding region runs from base 1 to 2217 and encodes 738 amino acids. Lineage: Eukaryota; Metazoa; Chordata; Aves; Passeriformes; Pipridae. The record is from RefSeq and is a predicted model, not a curated record. The transcript is spliced from 17 exons.
AUGGCGCCCGCCCGCCCCGGCCCGUCCGCGGCUGCGAGCGGCACUGCCGCCUGCGCUCGCUCGCAUCCCAAGCAGCGCCGGGCGCGGGCGGGGCAGAGCGGUGUGGUGUGGUGUGUUGGGUGCGGCCCGGCCCGCCGCGGGGGCAGCCCGCCUUCGCCAGCCUCGAGAGCCGCCGCUGCUUCCCGCUGGCGGUGCUUGCCUAAAACGUGCGGCGGCCGCCGCGGUGCCGUGGCGGAGGCCCGGACCUGGGACCGGCUGCGCGGGGCCCGCUCCCCGCGCCGCCGCUCCCCUCCGACCGCACCCGGCGGCCGCAGCCCGUCCUCGAGGGCCCUGGGCGACUACGAGGAAGUUUUCCGGUCUUCCCUGGAGGAGCCCGAGAAAGUCUGGGGAGCAGCCGCUGAACAGAUCCAGUGGUACAAGCCCUGGGUCCGUACUCUGGAGAGAGGCAGCGCGGGGAGCGCCUCCUGGUUUGUAGGUGGAGAGCUGAAUAUCUGUUACAAUGCUGUAGAUCGUCAUGUUGAGAAUGGACGAGGAGACCAAGUUGCCAUUAUUUAUGACAGUCCUGUAACAAAUACCAAAGAGAAAAUAACAUAUAAGGAACUUUUUGAGCAGGUCUCCAAGUUAGCUGAUGUCAUGAUCAGACAUGGUGUGAAGAAAGGAGAUCGUGUGGUCAUCUACAUGCCCAUGAUUCCACAGACAGUGUACUGCAUGCUGGCUUGUGCAAGAAUAGGAGCCAUCCAUAGCCUGAUUUUUGGUGGAUUUGCAUCUAAAGAGCUUUCUGUUCGCAUUGAUCAUGCAAAGCCCAAAUUUAUUGUAACAGCUAGUUUUGGAGUAGAACCGAAAAGAAAAGUGGAAUACAUAUCCCUCCUAGAAGGAGCACUGGCAAGGACACAGAGCAAACCUGAUAAAGUUCUCAUUUACAAGCGACCUAAUUUGGGCCACGUUCCUCUUACUCGAGGUCGUGAUCUUGACUGGGAAGAAGAGCUUGCAAAAGCACAGUGUUCUAAAUGUGUCUCAGUUCCCUCAGACCAUCCACUUUAUAUUCUGUAUACAUCUGGAACAACAGGCUUGCCCAAGGGUGUUGUCAGACCAACAGGUGGCUAUGCAGUUAUGCUAAACUGGACAAUGUCAGCUGUAUACGGACUCACACCUGGUGAGGUGUGGUGGGCAGCUUCUGAUUUAGGCUGGGUUGUUGGUCAUUCCUAUAUUUGCUAUGGACCUCUCCUUCAUGGGAAUACUACAGUUUUGUAUGAGGGGAAGCCUGUGGGAACGCCAGAUGCUGGUGCCUAUUUCCGUGUGCUAGCAGAGCAUGAAGUAGCUGCCUUCUUUACUUCACCAACUGCAAUUAGAGCAAUCCGUCAGCAGGACCCUGAGGCAACCUUGGGAAAGCAGUACUCUCUGAAAAGGUUCAGAACAUUAUUUGUAGCUGGUGAGCACUGUGAUGUGGACACGCUAAAAUGGUCAAAAGAAGUUUUCAAGGUACCUGUCUUGGACCACUGGUGGCAAACUGAAUCUGGUUCUGCAAUUACUGCUUCCUGUAUUGGUUUGGGAAACUCUACAACACCUCCACCCGGACAGGCAGGAAAACCUGUGCCAGGAUAUAAUGUGAUGAUUCUGGAUGAAAAUAAAGAACCAGUGAAGGCCAAGACUUUGGGAAAUAUUGUGGUAAAGUUGCCUUUGCCUCCUGGAGCAUUCUCAGGUCUUUGGGAAAAUAAAGAAACAUUCCAGAAGUUGUAUUUCCAAAAAUUUCCAGGAUAUUAUGAUACUAUGGAUGCUGGUUAUAUGGAUGAAGAUGGCUAUUUAUAUGUCCUGUCUCGAGCUGAUGAUGUGAUCAAUGUUGCCGGACACAGAAUUUCAGCAGGUGCGAUUGAAGAGUGUAUUCUCUUCCAUCCCGCUGUGGCGGACUGUGCUGUUGUGGGCCAGGAGGAUCCUUUAAAAGGACAUGUUCCAUUUGCGCUGUGUGUACUGAGACAAGGUAUAAAGACAGAAAAGAAUAAGAUUUUGAACGAGAUUGUUGAGCGAGUUCGAACUAACAUUGGCCCUGUAGCAGCUUUCCAGAAGGGGAUGUUUGUGAAACAGCUACCAAAAACACGCUCUGGCAAGAUACCACGUUCGGCUCUUUCUGCACUUGUCAGUGGAAAGCCAUACAAGAUAACACCAACCAUUGAAGAUGCUAGCGUGUUUAAACACAUUGAAGAACUGCUAAAGAAAAAUUAAAUGGGAUAAUACAUCAAUAACAAACAUUUUAAUUACAGAAGUACAAAGAGACUUUCUGUCUGUUAAGGUUACCGCAUUUUAAAAACUAGUCAUGAUUUGGAACAAAAUGUUUUUACUGCAGAAACAUUACUAUGUUCUUUACCAUCUUGUCACAGCCAAUGACACAUAGUAAAGUCUCUGCAUGUUGUGAAUAUAUGCUGGUUAUUAAGAUGGCUAAGAAUUGCACAUAGAAUUCAUACAUUUCUAUAGUCUUAAAGGGGAGGAGUCAUGGGAUUAUCUGUAUGAUGUCAUGUAACCUUUCAUUUCAAUCUGUUUUUGUAUAAUGUGACCAGUAACUUGAGUUUGAAUACAACAGUUUACAAAAAGUUAAGUCGUGAGGACAGCAAUAAACAGGAAUUUAAUUGUGAAAAUUGUUGAAGACA